ACCGGAUGAGCAUCAAUAGUAUCUUGAUCAUACGCCAACAAAGGAUGCAGCCAGCGAAAACAUAAAGCCGAGGCCUGAACCUAAAUAUCAACUACUUCAAGUUCACCUUUUUCUUUGGCAGCGUCCAUACUUUCCAAGGAAUAACAGGAAAUAUAUUCUUACGCAAGAAUCGAAUGGCCUAAGAUUUCAAUUGUUUGAAGUCAGCAAGCGUCAACGGAGUAACCCGCAAGAUAUACCAUAUUUUAGGCAAUAUCAGUGAACUCAAGACAGUGGCUCGGUCAACCACAGACAAUGAACGUGUAGAGUAUUAUUAAUACUAUUAAAAUAGUGCACGAUGCUCAGAUUGCUCAGUUUCUGAAUCAAGUGUAUGUCCCAACUGAACCAUAGAGCGGAUCACUUUACAUAAAAAGAAAGUCUCAUCCAGGGAUAUUUCUUCUUUGAUUAUGUUAUAUACAACUAGAUUUGAUGAGAAAUCGUUGUUAUCUUUUAUAAAGUGGUGCAACACCAAAAAAGUUUUAUACAUGAACCAAGAACAGGAACGAAAAGCAUUGAAGGAUCAAAACGGUUCAAAGGUUCGAUAUCGAGUCUUAUGGACAUUAAAAGAUGAAUAUUUGAAUGGUAUUGCUUAUCAAUCACGGAGCAUCUGCCAAAGUACCAGGCAUACGUCAAGAACCUCAAGAAAAACAACUUCACAGUUGUUGUGAACAUAUAUGAAUUCAUAUGUAUAGAUCAAUAAAUGAUGAUCAUGGCAAAAGACCAGAUCACAUAUAUGGCAAUUGCAAUGG
Molecule: messenger RNA, 785 nt
Organism: Gilbertella persicaria
Lineage: Eukaryota; Fungi; Mucoromycota; Mucoromycetes; Mucorales; Choanephoraceae
Exons: 1
Coding region: 444-704 (86 amino acids)
Source: RefSeq, a predicted model, not a curated record